Molecule: messenger RNA, 1175 nt
Organism: Salmo salar (Atlantic salmon)
Lineage: Eukaryota; Metazoa; Chordata; Actinopteri; Salmoniformes; Salmonidae
Product: protein S100-B-like
Biological process (GO): positive regulation of canonical NF-kappaB signal transduction; positive regulation of cell population proliferation
Cellular component (GO): cytoplasm; nucleus
Molecular function (GO): transition metal ion binding; S100 protein binding; calcium-dependent protein binding
Source: RefSeq, a predicted model, not a curated record
UGGUUGAAAAACGAGUUUUAAUGACUCCAAUCUAAGUGUAUGUAAACUUCCGACUUCAACUGUAUAUGCAUUGUCAUUUGAUAUGAACACAACCAUAAAAUAAUCCUAAUAAAUUACAAAAUUGAAGAGGAAAUGGUUCUAGUGGCGCCCUAAAUUGCCCCUCUAUUACCACCAGAAGCGUCCAUUAUCAUGCUGCAUACAUCAAGCAUUACUGUAGUAGGCCUGCAUGGAGACUGUUAAGUCCCAAAUGGCACCCUAUUCCCUUUAUAGUGCACUACUUUUGACCAGGGCCCAUACGACCAGAGCCCAUAAAAAGUAGUGCACUAUAAAGAGAAUAGGGUGCUGUUUGUGACAGAGCCGCUGACUGCCAGGAGCUUUCAUGUGGUUGAUCAAUACAGUUUAGCUAUUCACAGCACUGAGGUAAGAGGCAGCAAAACACACAACCACUGGACAAGGGUUAUGUCCCAAAUGACACCCUGUUCCCUAUGUAGUGCACUACCUUUGAUCAGAGCCCUAUACAGUGGGUCCUGGUCAAAAGAAGUGCUCUAUAAAGGGUAUAGGGUGUCUUUUGGGACACUGACAAGGAGUGUCUCAGUCUUAGAGCAUCAGUUUGCAAGUUUGCCAAGUCUCACAAUACAGCGAAAAAAGGGUGGGUUUCUGUCUUCAAAUGCAGAGAACUGAGCAGAGCAUGUCAGAACUAGAGAGUUCCAUGAUCGCCAUCAUCCAUGUGUUCCAUAAAUACUCUGGCCACAAGUGCAAGCUGAAGAAGGCAGAGCUCAAAGAUCUUAUCAAUAAUGAGAUGAGUCACUUCAUCAUCAAAAUACAAGAGAAUCAGACUCUGACUGAGAUGUUUGCAGACCUGGACCAGAACAGAGACCUGGAGAUUGACUUCCAAGAGUUCAUCGUGUUGAUCGCCAUGGUGACAUCAGCAUGCCACGACCUCUUCAGCCCAGAUCACAACCAUUAGUGGCACAAUAUGGCGUUCCAUAAAUUCCAGGGUCCUCUUCCAGGCAUCUUCUUGGGCGGCAGCGUGGGGUGCCAGGUGCCCUCCCCAGAGAGUGAUCACUAUAGGAGAAAAAAUACAUAACAGGACAGCAUGGGAAAUAACCUGGAAAAAUGAAUCACAUUGUCGUCCUCUCAUUGAUAUACGUUCAUUAAAAUGUCUAUUACCCUUC